AUGCGUCGGUAGAUUUAAUAUUUAAUCAAAGUGUGUACACUAACAUCGUGUUUUAAUAACUAUAUUCUGCUGUGACAUCAAUCUAUCUGACAUCGACACACUGUAACUAAAUAUUAUGAUGAAAAAUACAAAAAACGAAGAAAAGUCAGAAAUACCAAAGGAUUCUUCUUCAGAUCGACCAAAUUUGAAAGGAGAUUGGUUAAACUUCUACUUUUUGAUAUUACUUUACACUUUGCAAGGUACUACUACAGGUUUGUCCUACGCUUUUCCCAUUAUACUUCAAAAUACGAAAUUUGUAACAUAUAACGAUCAAGCUAUAUUAAGUUUUGUACUAUGGCCUUUUAGCUUUAAACUCUUAUGGGCACCAGUCGUAGACGCAUUACAUUUUCAGUGGAUAGGACGACGAAAAUCAUGGUACAUUCCUAUUCAAUUUUUAAUCGGGGUACUCUUUCUUUUUUUCGGCAAUAACAUCGAUGACUGGUUACCUGAGUCAGGAAAACUAAAUCUCAACAUGAUCGUGUGCGUAUUGUUCCUCAUUAAUUUUUUGGCUGCUACUCAGGACAUAGUAGUUGACAGUUGGGCAUUGAGUUUGUUGAAAAAAAAUAAUGUGAGUUAUUCAUCCACGUGUAAUAGCACAGGUAUAGCAUUCGGAUUGUAUAUUGGUUCCGUUUGUCCGGUUCUUCUUUCUUCUGAGUACUUCUGUAACAAAUACUUACGAUUCACCCCACAUGACGGAGGAAUAUUAAGCAUCAAAAGUUUUUUAUUAUUUUGGGGCAUUGUGUUUUUGUUUGUCACAUUUUUAGUCAUAUUUAAAAAAGAAAGAAACAAAGAAUUAGAAGAAGACGACGACCCUCUCAAGAUCAAUAUUAUUCAGAGUUAUGAGUUGUUAUGGGAUAUUUUUAAAAUCAAACAUAUGAAAUUAUUGUUAAUGGCUAUUCUGACGUCUAUGAUUGGAUUGUCUACAUCAGAAUCCGUCACAAAUUUGAAGCUUAUCGACGCUGGUGUAUCAAAAGAUGAUAUUAUGAUAAUAACUACAUCCAUGUUUAUUCUAAAAAUGUGUCUACCAAUUUUCGUAACCAAAUACACUACUGGCCCGAAACCGAUAAGUUUAUAUCUAAAACUGAUGCCAGCCAGAUUGCUGUGGAGUAUUAUUUUUGCUCUCCUAAUUUAUUUCACUCCGCGUAUAAUUCAAGAUAAUAACGUUGUGCCGACGUAUUAUUAUUUACUUAUUGGAUUUGUAUUCGCAGUAAACAGGAUAAUGGCCCAAAUCAUGGUAACUUGCAUGGUAGCAUUUUUCUCACGGAUUAGUGACAUUCGAUUCGGAGGCAUGUACAUGACAUUGCUGAACACCGUUCGCAGCAUUGGAUGGGUAAUACCAAAUACGUCGUUUCUUAAAAUGGUCGACUUGUUAACGUUUAGUUCAUGUUCAAAUGACGUCCAAAAUAGUUGUUCUACACCAGAUUUAGAAAAUAUAUGCAAUAUAAACGAUGGUCAUUGUGAAGCAGUUGUGGAUGGCUACUAUGUUGAGGUAAUAAUUUGUCUGGUUAUUGGAUUUGUUUGGUUUGCCGUAUACAAGAAUCAUCUUAAAUUUUUCGAAUCAAAGGAUCGUUCUCAUUGGUUAAUAGAUUUGAAUCGACCAGGGAACGUAAAAGUUUCUUUCACUGCAUAAUAUGUCCAACGAAUAUCUUAUAUUAUAUAAUAUUAUAUGAUGUAUAAAGGGUGAUUUCUUUUUAUUGGUACACUAAACUAAUACGUAGCGUUCAUGAACACUUAUUAUUUCUAAAUUUAAAAUGUAAUAAAAAGUUAAAAUGGCUUUUAAAAUGAUGAGCGUUAAUUGAUAAAAAAAAUCUCUCGAUACAUCUUAUAUAUUUAUAGAUAUUUAUAUCAAUAGAUUUGUAAAUGCUACUUUUGUUUUAUAACUUAUUUAUAAUUGUAAUGUUUUAAAGGAAAUACAUUUUUUUUAAAUUA
Molecule: messenger RNA, 1968 nt
Organism: Metopolophium dirhodum (rose-grain aphid)
Lineage: Eukaryota; Metazoa; Arthropoda; Insecta; Hemiptera; Aphididae
Product: acetyl-coenzyme A transporter 1-like
Exons: 9
Coding region: 116-1669 (517 amino acids)
Cellular component (GO): membrane
Molecular function (GO): acetyl-CoA transmembrane transporter activity
Source: RefSeq, a predicted model, not a curated record